This is a messenger RNA of Oryza sativa Japonica Group (Japanese rice), 1909 nucleotides long. Its product is annotated as beta-glucuronosyltransferase GlcAT14A. NCBI's taxonomy places the organism in Eukaryota, Viridiplantae, Streptophyta, Magnoliopsida, Poales, Poaceae. Gene Ontology annotation, cellular component: membrane. The record is from RefSeq and is a predicted model, not a curated record. Gene Ontology annotation, molecular function: glucuronosyltransferase activity.
UCUCCUCCUUUCAUCUCUUCUUCUGUGUGUGCGUGUCUGCGAAGCGUGAGAGAGAAACGUACGCGACGCGACGAGCUCCUACUCCGAUCUCCCCGAUGCGAUCUCGCCAAACCCUAAUCCCACCCACCACCGCGCCGGAGUCCUAGCGCCGCCCGCAGCCGCCGCCGCCGUCCGGAUGCUGCGGCCGUGACCUCCUCCUCCUCCGCCUCUGACAUCCCAGCCAUGGGAGCCGCCGACAAGUGGCUCCUCCCGCUCGUGUCGGUCUCCUUCGUCUCGCUGCUGCUCUUCCUCUCCGCGCUCUCGGGCUUCUCCGCCUCCUCCUCGCUCUUCGCGCGCCUCCCGCCGCCCUCCUACGUCCGCCGCGGGGCAGCCGCGCCGCCGUCCUUCGCGUACGUGCUGUCGGGGGGGAGAGGGGAGGGGAGGAAGCUGCUGCGGCUGCUGCUCGCGGUCUACCAUCCCAGGAACCGCUACCUGCUCCACCUCUCGGCCGAUGCGCCCGAGUCCGAGCGCGUCGAGCUGGCCGCCGCCGUGUCGCGCGCCGCGCCCGCCGUGCGCGCCUUCGGGAAUGUCGAUGUCGUUGGCCGCCCCACCGCUGGCACACCGAUGGGAUCCUCGGGACUCGCGGCUACGCUCCGCGCCGCGGCCGCGCUGCUGCGCCUGGAUUCCGAGUGGGACUGGUUCGUCACGCUCAACGCCGCCGACUACCCCCUUGUCACCCAGGACGACUUGAUUCAUGUCUUCUCCUCAGUGCCAAGGCAUCUCAACUUCAUCGAUCACACUAGUGAUAUUGGAUGGAAAGAGACUCAGAGAGUGCAACCAAUCAUAGUAGAUGCUGGAAUAUACUUGGCAGGAAGAAAUCAGUUCUUCCAAGCCACAGAGAAACGUGAUACUCCUGAUGGUUUCAAAUUCUUCACAGGUUCUCCGUGGGUCAUUCUAAAUCGACGGUUUAUAGAGUAUUGCAUAUUUGGUUGGGAGAAUCUCCCUCGAACUCUUCUCAUGUACUUCACAAACGUAAUGCUACCUCAGGAAGGGUAUUUCCACUCAGUUGUAUGCAACUCAGACUUCCGUAACUCCACAGUUAACAGCGACAUGCGGUAUAUGGAAUGGGAUGAUCCACCCCAGAUGGAACCCCAUUUUCUGAACACGACACAUUAUGAUGAGAUAGUGGAGAGCGGAGUGCCUUUUGCUAGAAAGUUUCGGGAGAAUGAACCGCUGCUGGACAAGAUUGAUGAAAGAGUACUCCACCGUUGGCGUCACAGACCUGUUCCUGGUGCCUGGUGCACAGGCAGAAAAAGGUGGUUCAAUGAUCCAUGCUCCCAAUGGAGCAAUGUCAACAUUGUAAGACCUGGUCCCCAGGCUGAGAAGUUCCGCAAACAUAUGAAUCAGAUCAUAGAGGAAUCUGCAUCAGGCAACAACUCAUGCAAGCAAUAGCAGCAAUGAAGCGCGAGAUUUCACUUCCCAUGUUUGAAGCGAUGAGCUUUUCUCAUUUUGCAUAGAGGGGCUCUUCACGAACUUCAGCAGUUAACGCUUCCAGAGCGAACAUUUUUGCACCUGGGUUACAAGCACACGUCCAAAGGUGAGAUGGGUUUAUUCUUUCCAGAUUUUUUGGUAACUGUCAUGGCUUCAAGGGCCUCACUGCAUAGCGCAUACUAGCUUAGUUGGAAGUCAGAGUGCUGAUGGUCGGAGCACCAAAGCUAAUAGGCAGUGUAAUUAUUAGUGAUCAGUUGAAUGACUUGUGCGACUGUUUAUAGAACUGAUGGAAUUCUGGGUGCUCCCAUACAGGAUUGAGAAAAAUGAAGAGUGGGUGAUGGUGGUUGGAUUCUUACUGUUGUGGUUAAUACAAUGCUCUUUGCGCCCAUGGCACCUCACUAACUAUUUAAUAUCAUGCAUUGCCAGGAUUUGAGUAGUA